GAGGAGGGGAGAACUGAUUUACUCUCUAGAGAAGGGAAGGGCAUGAGAGACAGAGCUGAAGAGGGCUGUUAGUGGCUGGAGUCUCCAGGGCUGCAUGAAGAGCACAAUACAGAGAAGGGGAGACGAGGCAUAGAGUGAAAGUAAAAACGAAAGAGGAUAUCUGAAAAGAGUGUGGAAAGUACCAGAAGGGCAGCACACGCCUCAAAGGGGACAGAGAGAGAGAGAGAGAGAGAGAGAGAGCGCGUGCGUGCGCGCGUGCGCGCGUGUAAGGGGUGCUCGUGACCAGGACAUAACUUCGCAGUUAGUCACACGCACAUGGAAAGCGGCUCUGAAUUUAUUGACAGUCAUUAAACUUUUACUCGCCAUAAAGUAGGACGUCAUCAAAAACAAAGCAUGAUGGGUAAAACUCAGCGGCUGGGCCGGUAGAAGCAUGUUACCGACAGUUUUCUUGCUUCUAUCGGUGUUCACUGUUCGAGGAAGCGCUUGCGAUGAGCUGAGGAGAGAAACAGUCAGCAAUCUGCAGGACUCCAUCAAGCAUGAAGAACAGUCCGGAUUUCCAAGUGUGUUUCCGAAAAACUACUACGUGCAGCAUCAUUUCAACGGCAGCACACAGUGUGAAGACUCGGUGAGGAAAUGUUUGUCUCACUGUGGUUUCUGCUUCGAUCACAGCAUUUGCUGUGUGUUCAGUGCAGCCUUCCUCCUGUCAGACUCCUGGAAGCAACUGCUGCAGCAUAUUGAACGGAUUCACUUGAAACAUGACUUAAUUGGUGAACUGAUCAUUACACUUGAUGCCAUUUGGACAGGGGGUUUCCAGGAAACACCAAAUACUUCUGGCUUCCCAUCUGUCCACUCCUCCCCUAGAGCUCUACUCACCAUCACGUCUGAUGUCCUUUCUAAAUGGCUGACCCUGAACUGCCCUGUUGGAACGUUCAGCUGCAUAUUCCCCUCUCCAGCCCCUCUGUUCACAGGCAAAAAAGAGAAGCAAGAGAAAGAACACAGCAUCACUGAUGGAGGACCGGCAUCAGAGUAUAGUAGGUGCCAAAGUGCCAACUCACAGCUCCAGGGUCCCAGCUUCAGUCCUGGACCUAGCAGACCGUCUGUGAAUAGUUCUCCCGUGCCCAAGGUGGUUUCCUUCAGCUUCUCCAGGUUCCUCCUACCUCCCAAAAAUAUCCAAAAUAUAUUUGUAUCCCGAUGA
This is a messenger RNA of Ictalurus punctatus (channel catfish), 1195 nucleotides long. RefSeq lists its product as uncharacterized. Bases 431 to 1195 code for a protein of 254 amino acids. The transcript is spliced from 6 exons. The record is from RefSeq and is a predicted model, not a curated record. NCBI's taxonomy places the organism in Eukaryota, Metazoa, Chordata, Actinopteri, Siluriformes, Ictaluridae.